Messenger RNA from Macrosteles quadrilineatus (aster leafhopper), 3107 nucleotides. RefSeq lists its product as uncharacterized. The record is from RefSeq and is a predicted model, not a curated record. The transcript is spliced from 3 exons. Lineage: Eukaryota; Metazoa; Arthropoda; Insecta; Hemiptera; Cicadellidae. Bases 184 to 1179 code for a protein of 331 amino acids.
GGUGGCUAACGAAGUGAGUAGCGGACUAGCGGUCAGUGAAGUGGUGAAGUGUAUGUGAGACUAUUGUUACAGUGAAGUGGAAGUGUUUCAAACUUGUUUGGGAGAGACACAGUUUAAAACUGAAGGAUGGUAGCAGUUUAGUGGUAAUCUGGAGUUCACCGAGAAGUUUUGAUUCACCACAUAAUGACAAGUGAUUCCCAGCCUGGAGACGGAGAGGAAGACGGAAUGUCUACGCUGGAAGAUGGUGCCUCGACUUUGGAGGAUGGAGGCUCCAUGGUUGAGGACAGUGUCUGCCCCACGGAGGCGGACGAGGGGGUGGUCACGUUGGAGGAGGCCAGGAGAGUCAUCAGAGAGUUACGUGACCGUCAUCGUUCGCAGUCACGCCAACUGCUGGCGUGGAAAAGGAGAGUCAAGGCUCAGGAGGAUAUGCUCAGCAAACUGGCUCGUGAUCGCAGUGAACAGCUGAGGGCUUUGUCGUCACAGCUGCUUCUGUUUGAGGCUCGGCUUUGUCGCAAGCAGCACGACAUCAGCAUUCUCCUGGCGCAGCGAGACGCGAUCAUCAUUAAGCAGCAGCGAGCCAUCAAACAGCUGCAGAGUCGACUGAUAGACGCAGGGCUGGAGUGCGCAGAGGAGACGAACCUUGACUCGCUCAACGACAGUGACAGUGCAGUGAUAAUGGAGGAUGAUGACUUCCGACACACCUCGGAAGGCGUAACAGUCAUCCGUAGUGUAUCAGACGCUCUAGACACUCCACUCAGUUGUAAGUACUCGUCCAUGAGGAGAAACAACGGCUUCCUCAGGAGACCGGAAGUAUUAGAAACAGUGUACAGUGUCGAAGAAGACGGUGACUCAGACCAACCGCAAUCCUCGAAUCAAACCAACCAAACUGACUCUGGCAUUGAAGAGCCUAGUUGUAAAACACACAAGGGACGACUGAAGGAUCUUUACGGCAGCUUUGAACGGUUAGACCAAGACCAACCGCCCGAGCCACAAAACCACGUAACCACUUAUAACAGAGUAAUGAGCAAUCAUCGAUCUGUUACGAAACCCAAAGAUGUUAAGUACAAGAGGAUCAACAAGGCAAAGUCCAAAUCACUGGAGGAACUGAGGGGGAGAUUGAAAAACUGGGUGGAAAAAGGAAACAAGUUGGCUAUAUCGUUGGACCAAUCUUUCAACUAGAAUUUAGAGUAUACUAUUAAUUAUUGCAUAUCAAAUGACAUUCCUACUCUUGUGAUCCAAGGCCAAUGAUGGUCAUGCUUCAGUCUUUACAUUUUUUAUUCCUUUCUUAUCACUUAGUAUAAAUUUUAGGUCUAUAAAGUCAAACAUGCUUAAGGAGCAGGACCAUUUCACUGCCGAUAGCGGUUUGCAUGUGAUGUGCGAUGAGCUCAAGAGAAAAUUGUGUCCCAUUUCUGUGGGAAUUUGUCUUUUCUUCGCCUUCUAACAAACCUAAAACCUUUCUCUCUGGGCCCAGGCCCACCCCAUUUACUAAAGCGGCCCUACCGACAGCAGAAAGUGUUUUUAAACCGAAACACGCUUUCACACACAAAUUCCAUUAUCAUCGUCUUUUUGAACAAAACAAAAAUUAAGUUCUGAAGAAAUAAAAUUUCCAAUUGAUCUAUGUUUCUCAAUACCUGAAGUCAGGAGGUAAAAGAAAUGAGUAGUCCUUAUCAAUGAACUUACUUAGGUCUUCAUUUUAUUAGGGUUGUAAAAGUUAUAACUUUUCAAAUUUUAAAGAACUUUUAUACUUUUUUUAUUUUUAAAUUUUUUUUUGAAAAUUUCUGAUUGAGUGCUAGUUAAGGAAUCUUUGCCUUUCAGAGAUGACCCCGUCAUUAAACUAGCAAAAUGCUGGCUGAAGUUUUGAUUGCAUAUAUAAUUGAGUUUGAAUUGUAGCUUGUCCCUAUCAUGGUUUAAAGCAUCCAAAUCUUCUACCAUUAUUUUUUAUAUGUUUAAUGACACAGUCAUCUUCCAGAGAUCCAUACUUAGCAAUAUAUUUCCCUACUUAAAGACUUGUGAAUACUGUACCUUCUGGGUUUGUUAAUUGUCAAAGUAAAAACCACAUUAAAAAUCAAUAGGGACUCAAUUAAAUGAAGUCCUGCUCCUUCUUAAAUUAAUACGCAUACUAUUGUAAAAAAUCUAUGCAUAGGCCUAUAUACUUGGUGUACAAAAUGUUCCACUAAUGUAAAUAUUGAGCUUAAGAAGUGUAUUUAUAGGUAUGAAACUGUGAAAUUGUGUAUAAACAAAGCAAAACAUAUCAUUCAAAAACGAUUAAUGCUGCUGAAAGAUAGUUGAAUUGUUGAAUUUACUGAAUGUUAUUUUUAACUUUAGCUAUAAACUUGUAUAAAACAGAAAUUGACAAAUUCCAAAACCAAUUUUUGGAUGUGAUUUUCUCAAUAAUUAUUUUGGUUGUACACUGCCCAUACAGCGGGUCUUGAAAGUAUGAAAUAAGUAAUAUCACAUCAUAAUACCAGAAAACCCUACAUUAUGAGGGAGCUACUCAUUAAUGAUGUGUUAUACUGGAAUGUUUAUCAACAAGUAUCUUCUUAUAGCUUACUUUAAUAAGUAACGUAACCUAAAAAAUGUUAACAAACCUAUUAAACUUUCAGCUGGAACAUUGCUAAAUCAGAAAUUUGUUCUCAUGAAAUUGGCUAGAUACCUAGAAUUUAACAAACAAUGAAAAUAGUUAAAGAAAUCCUAAAGUGAAAGAAAUCAUUAUUAAUAAUAUCUUACACCGCCCCUUAUCUAUAAAAUAGACUACUAUUCUUAAAUUAUAACUUAUCUACAAAUAGUAUACUAAAUACUGUAUAGGUACCUCGGACUGUUCUUGUACACUGUAGUAAUUUAACUACAAAAAAACAAUUCCAUAAUAUUAUAGAAUAUAUAGAUCUCUGCCAAUAUUGAAUAUAAUUUUACUGAUCAUACUAUAAAGUGGAAUCUAGUUCCUUUAAUGAUUAGUUUGUAUUUUUAUGUUGUAUAUAAAUGAAUAAAACAGUGUAAUAAGUUAGUUGUAUAGAUUGUUGUAUUUUACCAAGGGAACUUAAGUCAAUUUGUGAUUUAUUUUGAAUGAAAUGUGUCUUCUGUAGAUUAAUAUUUAAGUACCGGUAUGUAAA